AUCGGCAGCUACUGUAAACGACAGUACAGUGAAGCACAAGCGGGGGAGGGAACAGAGGGCAGAGAUGCGACUUCCCCUCUGUAAAAGCAAGCACAGGUGCCCAUUCUGAGCAACUCCAGGGCACUUACACCAGUCACGGGAGGAGGGAGAAAGAAAGGGUUAUUUCUGAGCCUGCUCAGACCUUUAAGGCCACUUAAUCAUUCGAAUUAAAACAUUUCCUCUGGGAAGACUAUACACACACGCAUGUACUGUUCCUUCACUUGGCACAUCUGCUUCCAGUCGAUGUGCGGAGGCUUCAGUAUGCUGGGGAGCAGGCUUUAGGGGUUUGGACUGAUGGGAAGCACGGAGGAGGAAGGGAUCGAAUGAUACGAGUUUGAAAGUUGGGAUAAGUCCGUCGUCGGAGUGUGUGUGAGAGAGGGGGAGUGAGUAACCAGCCACUCACGACACAGGCACAGGGCGGCCUGGCGGGGCGGCUGCGGGAGGAGUGUGAUGCAGAAGCGGCGAAGUGAGAGGGAGCAGAGAGAGAGCGAGCGGGAGAGGAGCGAGCUGAGACUUCCACAGAUGCAGCCGGGAGAAAUCACCAGCCAGGAUUCGCUCCUCUCUCUCUCCCUCUCUCUCUGAUUUCAAAUCAGCUCCUCCCCCGUGUGGUUGUGGCUUUGCCUUCCAUCACAAGCCUCAUCAGCAACACCAGUCUUGGGAAAAAAAAAAAAAAAAAGAAAAAAAAAGAAAAAAGGAAAGAAAGAAGAGAGAGGAAAAAGGGACAAAAGGAAAAAGUGCAAAAGAAGUAAAAGGAAACAAGAAGGGGAAAAAAUAGGUGGGAAGAAACCUCUACCCCUCGGCUGCAUCUAGCACAGAAGAGUCUGAAACUUUACGUGGAGUUCUCGCCGUGUUUACCCCGCGGCGGCUGAAUCGGCAGCGCCUAGCUCCCUCGCUCCUGCGCUCUCCUUCUUGCUCUUUCUCCCUCGCACUCAUCAGCAGUCGGCAGCGAUGGAAAAAGUUGCUGGCUGGUACCCAGCCUGGCACGUUGCUCUCCUGUACUGGACAUGGCUUUUCCUCUUCACUUAUGGCUUUACCGGUGCAGAAAUAACUUGCAGAUCCUGCCGUUCCCAGGUGCAGCCGCAGCAGCAGCCGCAGCAGGGAUUACUGAUGCACUUGAGGACCGACAGAGGAGAAAAGGAGCAAAGGAGAUUCCUCGGGGAGAAGGGAGGUGAGAGAGGGCAAGAGGCCGGCACGGAGGACGCCGGGCUGCCAGCGACCCUCGCCCCUGCUCCCGCGGGGACGACAUUCAGCGGCUGGGAGACACGGCGAGUGACGAGGGAGCCAGACAAAGUGGCCGGGGAGCGCCGUCCCCGAGCAGCAGCGGCGGCUCCGGCCGAGGACCGACCCCUCCAGGGCCCCCCCAGGGCGGGCGGGCGGCCGGGCUCGGUGCGGCGGCGCCGGGGCCGCAGCCCGCGGGGCUCCGCGGGGCCGGGGCCGGGCGGCGCCGCGGGGCGGGAGCCGGGGGACGGCGGCGCCGCCCGCUUCGGGCUGGAGGAGCUGCGGCUGGCCAGCACCACCUUCGCCCUGGCCGGAGACUCGGCGCACAACCAGGCCAUGGUGCACUGGUCCGGCCACAACAGCAGCGUGAUUCUAAUUCUGACAAAGCUGUAUGACUACAACCUGGGAAGCAUCACAGAGAGCUCUCUUUGGAGGUCAACAGAUUAUGGGACAACAUAUGAGAAACUGAAUGAUAAAGUUGGUCUGAAGACUAUUUUGAGCUACUUGUAUGUUUGCCCAACAAACAAACGUAAGAUUAUGCUGCUGACUGAUCCAGAAGUUGAGAGCAGCUUAUUAAUCAGUUCUGAUGAAGGAGCCACCUAUCAAAAAUACCGUCUGAACUUCUACAUCCACAGUCUGCUCUUCCACCCCAAACAGGAAGAUUGGAUCUUAGCCUACAGCCAAGAUCAAAAGUUAUUCAGUUCUGUGGAGUUUGGCAGAAGAUGGCUGCUUCUUCAUGAGGGCGUUACACCCAACAGGUUCUACUGGUCUAUGAUGGGGAAUGGAAGAGAGCCUGACCUCGUGCACCUGGAGGCAAGGACAGUGGAUGGUUAUGCCCAAUACAUCACCUGCAAGAUGCAGAACUGCAGUGAAGCCACUCGCAGCAAACCUUUUCCAGGCUACAUUGAUCAUAACUCCCUGAUCGUCCAGGGUGAUUAUGUCUUUGUUCAGCUGACAUCAGGAGGAAGACCACAUUAUUACGUUUCUUAUAGGAGGAGUCCAUUUGCACAGAUGAAGCUGCCAAAGUACUCCUUGCCCAAGGACAUGCAUGUGAUCAGCACAGAUGAGAAUCAGGUGUUUGCAGCUGUUCAAGAGUGGAACCAGAACGACACAUACAAUCUGUACAUCUCCGACACCCGAGGGGUCUACUUCACCCUGGCCUUGGAAAAUGUCAAGAGUAGUCAAGGGCUGGAGGGGAAUGUGAUGAUUGACCUCUAUGAGGUAGCAGGGAUAAAGGGAAUGUUCUUGGCUAACAAGAAGAUUGACAACCAAGUGAAAACUUUCAUCACCUACAAUAAAGGGAGAGACUGGAGUUUGUUGCAGGCUCCGCACACGGAUCUGAGGGGAAAUCCCAUUCACUGUCUCCUGCCCUAUUGCUCCCUUCAUCUUCACUUGAAGGUCUCAGACAACCCCUACACCUCAGGAAACAUUGCCAGCCGAGACACUGCCCCCAGUAUUAUUGUAGCUUCAGGUAAUAUAGGCACUGAGCUGUCAGACAAUGACAUCAGCAUGUUUGUUACUUCUGAUGCUGGGAACACUUGGAGGCAGAUCUUUGAGGAAGAGCACAGUGUUCUGUACCUGGAUCAAGGUGGAGUACUCGUUGCCAUGAAACACACAUCUCUGCCUAUCAGACACCUCUGGUUAAGUUUUGAUGAAGGGAGAUCUUGGAGCAAGUACAGUUUCACAUCCCUCCCACUGUUUGUAGAUGGAGUUUUAGGGGAGCCUGGAGAGGAAACCCUCAUCAUGACUGUGUUUGGACAUUUCAGCCACCGCUCAGAGUGGCAGCUGGUGAAAGUAGACUACAAGUCCAUCUUUGAUCGGAGAUGUGAGGAAGAGGACUACAGGCCUUGGCAGCUCCAUAGCCAGGGAGAAGCCUGCAUCAUGGGAGCAAAAAGGAUCUACAGGAAGCGCAAGUCAGAGAAGAAAUGCAUGCAAGGGAAAUAUGCUGGGGCUAUGACCUCGGAGCCCUGCGUGUGCACAGAGGCAGACUUUGACUGUGAUUAUGGAUAUGAACGCCACAGCAAUGGCCAGUGUUUGCCAGCAUUUUGGUAUAACCCAUCCUCCUUGUCAAAGGACUGCAGCCUUGGACAGAGUUACCUCAACAGCACUGGGUACCGGAAGGUUGUUUCCAACAACUGCACGGACGGGGUGCGGGAGCGCUACACGGCCAAGCCCCAGCAGUGCCCGGGCAAACCUCCCCAGGGCCUCCGCAUCGUCACGGCCGACGGCCGGCUCACGGCCCAGCAGGGCCACAACGUCACCUUCCUGGUGCAGCUGGAGGAGGGAGACCUCCAGAGAUCCCUCAUCCAGGUGGAUUUUGGAGAUGGCAUUGCUGUGUCAUACGCCAACCUCAGCUCAACAGAAGAUGGGAUCAAGCACAUCUACCAGAGCGUGGGCAUAUUCCGAGUGACCGUGCUGGUGGAAAACAGCCUGGGCUCUGACAGCGCUGUUCUCUACCUGCAUGUAACGUGCCCCUUGGAACACGUUCACUUAUCUCUGCCCUUUGUCACCACGAAGAACAAGGAGAUCAACGCCACAGCAGUGCUGUGGCCAAGCCAAGUGGGAACACUUACUUAUGUCUGGUGGUUUGGGAACAACACAGAGCCACUGAUUACAUUGGAAGGGAGCAUCACAUUCACAUUUUCUGUGGAAGGUAUGAACACCAUCACUGUUCAGGUCUCGGCAGGAAACACCAUUCUUCAGGACACAAAGACUAUUGCAGUCUAUGAGAAAUUUCAGUCCCUGAGGUUAUCAUUCUCUCCAAACCUUGAUGACUACAACCCAGAUAUCCCAGAGUGGAGAAGGGACAUCAGCAGAGUAGUCAAGAGAGCUCUGGUGGAGACUACAGGAAUUUCCAGCAAACACGUUCUGGUCGCAGUGCUCCCUGGCCUGCCCACGUCUGCUGAACUCUUCAUUUUACCAUAUCAAGAUGCCACAGGAGAGAAAAAAAGAGCAGCAGCCAACCUAGAGCAGAUUUCAGAAACACUGAUCCAGAAACUGAACCAAAACCUGGUACAUUUUGAGUUGAAGCCAGGAGUUCGAAUCCUUGUCCAUGCUGCCCAUUUAACAGCAGCUCCCCUGGUGGACCUCACUCCCAGUCACAGUGGUUCAGCCAUGCUGAUGCUCCUCUCUGUUGUUUUUGUGGGACUAGCUGUGUUUGUCAUCUACAAGUUCAAAAGGAAGAUUCCUGGCCUUAAUAUAUAUGCACAGAUGCAGAAUGAAAAAGAUCAAGAGAUGGUCAGUCCAGUCAGUCAGAGGGACAGCAUACCUAAUGUCCCUCAAAGUGAGCUGAUGAGCCCUGAGCAACUAGUAGAUGAGAAGUUGGAAGUCCACCCCAUAGAGCAACCUCAGGCCACAGUCCAGAGCCCAAGGAAAGGAAAUGCAACCAAGGUAGUCUGGACAGAGGACUUCCAAAAAGCUUGUGGAUCACCAAGAGAUUUCAAGCCAAGACCCAGAGCGGAAGUAUUUCCACAGCUGCUGAGCCCCAGAGCACAAAAGAAAUCCCUACCUAUGUAAAUGGUUGAAUUGAGGACACCAACAUCUGUAUCUAAAAAAAGGAGUAAAGCUCACUGCAUUUGGACUUUUUAAUUCUUCAGAUGACAAAGGGUUUUUAGCUUUAAGCCUGUGCAUGUGGACAUUAUACUGAGACCAUAGUGGAACUGCAUUGUACAGGUGUUCAAUUUUAGUGGGGGGUGGGGGGAGAGGAAUUGGUACCACUAUUCACCCCUGCGGCCCUUCCCCUCACCCUUUCACUCUCUUUUUUCUGAUCUGUCUCUAAUUUGUAGAAAAUUCAUAAUGAUAUAGGCCAAGAAUAUGCAUGGGGAGUCUCUUCUUUAGGGAGAGGGGUGGGCUGGGAUGUGGGGGAAGGGCUGGGGCAGUGGGAGGUGGGAGGGAGUGUUUAGGGUUCUUGGCUUUAGGUUUAACUGCUCUUUUAGCACUUUGGGCUGCGGGAGGGGUAACCGCUCCAGCAGACUUCUGUAGGACACACACACAAAGAAAUCACACUGGAGUUUUAAGGCACUGAAAAUAUUCUUGGUCAGUCUGGUUUAUCUCUCUGUUUGGACUCUGCCCUUCGUUCCUCUAGCUGCAGCUGCUGUCCGUGCCCCACACUGCGAGGAGGCUGAGAAUGAGUGUGGGUGAUGCCAACUGCGAGGCCAGGCUCCUUCUUAAAGAGCUUUCUUAGCCUGCUCACACCAAGGCAGUACCAUGGGAGGAUAAUGUUGCCUCCCCACCCUGAACAGAACAGAAUAAGCAUGCAUUAGAGGCAGGAGGUUAUUGCCAGCAACAACUCACUGUACUUUGUGCCGGCCUUACACCUUCAGUUUUGGCUGAGAGAAAGCAACACCCUCAGCUCCAUGUAGUGCUGAUGGCUGAAUUUGUCUGGGGAAACCCCAGGAGAUCUCUGCCUUUUUAGAGUCACCCAAAGGCCUGUCAGUUUUUUGUAAUUUACCUUGUCCCUAGAACAGGGGGCAGGGAAAGGUCUGUGCACAGUUUUCCAAUGGCUUUCUUUGGCACCCCCACCGGUUGCAGAUCUGCAGGCUCCUGCCACUGUGGGCACAGGAGGGAGAAUUUGGCUUGGGACUGUUGCCAUGCAUUUUGAGCCUCAGUACCACAGGACCACUCUUACACAAGAUUUGAAUUCUUAUCAAUAACUUAAGCUUGUAUCUUGCCCUGCAAGUGGAAAUGAGGCUGUAGGACAUGUUCACACGGACUGUGCAAGGGAACAGCAGGAAAGUAGGAUUAGGAUCUCAAACAAGUCCUCCAAAGACACUGGACAGCUGUGUGAAGCCUAGCCCCUGGUCAUUAUAACUGUUGAUUUCCAACCCAACUCAGGUAAUUAAACCUAGCACCAGGACUUUGAUUUGGAGUGUAAAGACAGAAAUACUGUAACCAGUGUACACUUGCCGAACUAUGUUAGGUGGAGAAAAGUAGAGGUUCAUAAUCAGUGAGGCACUUGUAGGAGGCAUCCUGAUUGCUGACAUAGGUAGGUUUUUAUUCAGUAGACUUUGUCCAUGGCAACCUGAGUCAAGACCAGGAGAAAUCAGCAUGGUAAGUGUGGCCCAGAGUCCCAGGGCAGGGAUUUGGUGGUGGUGGGUUUGAAUUUCUCUGUCACAAACUGGGCACAGACCUAAAUCAACCCACUUGCUGGCAAAACAAAAAUUAUAUGAAGGACAUUAGUCCCUUAGUAGUUAAAGGAUAAUCACAGUACAGAGUCCUCUGCCUCCUUCUGCAGUUUCUCUGAGGACUGGUAGAAACACAGCAGUUUGUAUGGCUUUGCUCUUAUGUUUGCAACUACAGCUUUAAGAAAGAUGGGAAAGUUUUGGCUGCAACUGUAUAAUAGUCCCCACUGAAGUCCAACAUUAGCCAACUUAUUUUUAUAGUAAGCCAAUCAAAAAGUUUUCUUAUAGUGUUGGAACUAUUUCUAAUUUUAAAAUUACUUUUUUUGAUGUACUUUUUCAUCUUCUUUUUCCCUUUCGUUAAAUACAAUGUAGCGUAAUGUAUAAUUGCUAUUGUUUAUUGCUUUUACAGUCAUAUUUAUUAAACAGAUUAUGUCUCUAAAUGAAGGCCCAUGGUUUUAUUGCUCAUUUUAGCCUCUUUCCCUGAUGGGUAUCAAUAACAAUAUUAAAACAGGAGGUAGUUGAUAACUUAAAGAAGAUAUAGAUAUUCAUAAAUGGGGGAAAGUACAGUUCCUAGAAGCAAGAUGCCAAUAUAAAGGUAACUUUCUCAGUCCCCAAUUUUUCUGCUGUCAAAACAAGCAAUGAUAGAGCUCUGAGCAGUUCCCUGGAACUCCAGCUCCGUUCCCUGUCCAUGCUUAUCCUUCCCCAUACAAUCUCUGUUAAAUAUUCCUUUAAAAUAUUUUUUGGCUCUGCUUCUGCCAGCACUGAUGAAGGAAAGUCUGAAUUAUUAGCAUUACUGAUUAAUUUACAUGUGAAUAAAAUGAAGCCUAGGAAGUUUCUGUCAGCUUGCCAUAUGGCACUGGAUGCAUGUUGCUGAGAAAAAAAAAAAAAGGAAGAAAACAGAACUUCUCUGCUUUUCAAGUCAGGAUGCAGGCACCUCUUAUAACAGGUUCAGUGCUCUUUUUUGUACCUCGGGAUCUGAAUUUACAUGUGCACAUAAGGAGUCAAAGCUGUGGGGUUUGGAUAUCCUCAACAACCAAGGCUGUAGUAUGACCGAUUUAGUCCUGGAGUCCUGGGUGUUCUCAUUGGAGGAGGGAGUAGUUCUCAGUCCUGGGCAGACCCCAGUGUAAUUAACAAUUAUUAGCCUAGAAUGUUCAAGUGGACACUGCAGCCUUCUCCAUUCAGCCUGGAAUGGCCACAGUGCAGGUGACUCACUGAGGUGUGUGAAGCUAUAAUCUGCUUUAAUAGUUUAAGUACACACCUGAAUUAGCAGGCAUCUGUUCCGGCCAUAAACAGUAAGUCUGCUUUGGCAAGCAUCUCUCUACAACAUUUUCAAAUCAUUCUCUUCAGCUUGUUGUGUGUCCUGAGGCAGAGACUGAUUGUUAUUUGUAGCUGUUUUCUGGUUUGUAUAACAACACGGUAAUUCACUGGUAAUGGAUGAACACUGUGAGAGUAAACAAAGAAUACAAAAUACUUAUAAAAUCCAAUAUGAAUUUUCUCUGAGGAUGUUUUCCCUUGAGGGAACAAAAAAAGUUCAUCAUCCUCUGUCAGAAGGAGUAGAGAGUUAAAAUAUGGUAAAAAGUCAAAUAAAGUAUUUUCCUAAUUUGAUGUUGAUUCUCUACCGUCACCUUAACAUACAGAUGAGACAAACAUUGUGGCUUCAGAGAAAUUGAUACUUCUCCACCUAGAAGGACACUUGAGCUAAGAUGCUGGAUUGCUUUUCCUGAAAAUCAGUAGUUAUUGGUGUUCAAAUACUUUUGGGGAUUUGGGCCUCAAACAAUUGCUUGCUCUUAGUUAAUAUGUAACUUGAUUGCUUAAACUCUUUCUGAAAAGCAGGACUCUUGAAGUACUUGCUAAAGUGCUUAUGCAAAUGAAGCAGGCAUUUCCAGUGACCCUGAAUGAACUCUGCCUUGGUCCUGUCAACUUCUGCUAAGAAUUUCUGACAAUUGCAUUUAGUGUGGUACCCAGAGCUGAUAACAAGGGAUUAGUAUUUUAUCUGUGUGCUGUCACCUCUCAUUGAAUGCAUGACAAGUUUCCUUGUCACAUUAUAUCUCUAGGUGCAUUCAGUGUUUUAAACAUUACCCCUGAUUGCAGAGCUUCCAUGUUCAUGGUGUUGAAAAAGAAAACUUUAUAUUCCCUCAGUUAAUGAGAUGCUGUCCCUGCAUUUCUCCAUGAAACAGAAUCAUAAAGCAUGUGAAUAAAUAAUACUCAAGCUAAAACAGAU
Messenger RNA from Motacilla alba alba, 8598 nucleotides. RefSeq names its product sortilin related VPS10 domain containing receptor 1 (gene SORCS1). Gene Ontology annotation, molecular function: protein binding. Gene Ontology annotation, cellular component: Golgi apparatus; membrane. NCBI's taxonomy places the organism in Eukaryota, Metazoa, Chordata, Aves, Passeriformes, Motacillidae. The record is from RefSeq and is a predicted model, not a curated record. Gene Ontology annotation, biological process: post-Golgi vesicle-mediated transport. The transcript has 28 exons. The coding region runs from base 988 to 4773 and encodes 1261 amino acids.